Salvia miltiorrhiza (redroot sage) is the source of this 789-nucleotide messenger RNA. Its product is annotated as profilin-2-like. Gene Ontology annotation, cellular component: cell cortex. Bases 107 to 511 code for a protein of 134 amino acids. NCBI's taxonomy places the organism in Eukaryota, Viridiplantae, Streptophyta, Magnoliopsida, Lamiales, Lamiaceae. Gene Ontology annotation, molecular function: actin monomer binding. The record is from RefSeq and is a predicted model, not a curated record. The transcript has 3 exons.
ACAAAACAGCAUCAUAUAUAUCGAGCACUAAUCAAUUUCCAAUAGCAGUGCGUGUGCGUGUGUGUAUAUCAGUUGUUGCAGAGAAAUUUAGCAGAAGAAUAUAAUAAUGUCGUGGCAAACUUACGUCGAUGAGCACUUGAUGUGCGAUAUUGAAGGCAAUGCCGGCCUGAAACUGGCGGCGGCGGCCAUCCUGGGUCACGACGGCGCCGUGUGGGCUCAGAGCGCCACCUUCCCUCAGUUGAAGCCAGAUGAGAUCAAAGGGAUAUUGGCGGAUUUUGAGGAACCUGGGACUCUAGCCCCCACUGGUUUGUUCUUUGGGGGGGCCAAGUAUAUGGUUAUUCAAGGAGAGCCCGGCGCUGUCAUCCGUGGAAAGAAGGGAUCUGGAGGCAUAACUAUCAAGAAGACAGGGCAAGCAUUGAUUUUCGGGGUGUACGAGGAGCCCGUCACUCCGGGCCAAUGCAACAUGGUUGUCGAGAGGCUCGCCGAUUACCUGAUCGAUCAGGGCAUGUAGAUGCUCAUCGUCUUCAUAAAUCAUGUGCCUAGCUUCUUUCAUUUCUGAGGCACCAAUUACUCCAUUUCUAAGUAUUUUGAUGUUUCUAGUUUCUCAUAAAGGCCUGCAAUUUUCAGCUUUGGAGGCCACCAAACUUUUUCUUUCUUAGUUUGUUUCUUGGUUUGUUUCCCUCUUUUUUUGGGGGGAUUCAUUUCUCAUACAAGUUGGUUCUAGAGUUUCUCAACUGUUGCAGAAGUUGUUGCCUAAAUCUGGGCCAAAUUUAAUAUAAUUUUGUUCCA